Molecule: messenger RNA, 10733 nt
Organism: Aptenodytes forsteri (emperor penguin)
Lineage: Eukaryota; Metazoa; Chordata; Aves; Sphenisciformes; Spheniscidae
Gene: PTPN21
Product: protein tyrosine phosphatase, non-receptor type 21
Exons: 20
Coding region: 604-4260 (1218 amino acids)
Biological process (GO): protein dephosphorylation
Cellular component (GO): cytoskeleton
Molecular function (GO): protein tyrosine phosphatase activity
Source: RefSeq, a predicted model, not a curated record
AGAAAUUAAAUGCACACACACAGAGGCACGCAGAGACAGGCGAUUUGAAAAUAUUCCCGAGAAUGCAAUUUGCGCUCAUGCAGCGCAGCGUCACAUGAAAGAGGCUGCCUGAAGAGCUGGCUGGCACAGGUUUAUUUUGUUGUAAUAUUUUCUUCCACCCCCAGCUCUUUACCCAGUGGAAUGAUAUCCAGAGCAAGUUUUUUGAGACAGGAAGUGAGGAAUGUUUUCACUAUGAGUGAUCUGCGAAGAAGGUGGGUUAGCCGGGAUAGCAGCUGUUUCGGACAAGAGGAACACAGUAAGUCAGUUCCCGAGGAAUACAGAUGAGAUGGCUCCGGGAGAAAAAGUCUUGGAGCGCUGUGGGGUUUUUCCGGCUACACGUAUGUGAAAGGAGACUCGGUGUCUUUGGAUCGCUGGACAAGGAUUCCAGUGGAUGCCCCUUCUACUUGUCUCUUGGUGGAAAACUUGCUUGUCUUUAAUGGAUACUGCUGCUGCUGGUUGAUCUCUGGAGAUUUUACAACUCCUUACCUUUUGAGAGAAGAGAGCUGCUUGUCCCCUCCCAAGGUCCCAGUCGUACUAGCUUUUUACCAGUGGGGGGAAAAGAAGAUGCCUCUACCUUUUGGGUUAAAAUUGAAACGAACUCGACGUUACACAGUAUCCAGCAAGAGUUGCUUGGUGGCUCGUAUCCAGCUGCUCAACAAUGAAUUUGUGGAGUUCACGCUGUCGGUGGAAAGCACAGGCCAGGAAAGCCUGGAAGCAGUGGCUCAGAGGCUUGAAUUGCGGGAGAUUACAUAUUUCAGUCUGUGGUAUUAUAAUAAGCAGAAUCAGCGCAGAUGGGUAGAUUUGGACAAGCCUCUGAAAAAGCAGCUGGACAAAUAUGCCUUGGAGCCAACUGUGUAUUUUGGAGUAGUGUUCUAUGUGCCUACUGUUUCUCAGCUUCAGCAGGAGAUUACCAGGUAUCAGUAUUAUUUGCAAUUAAAGAAAGACAUUUUGGAGGGGAACAUUCCUUGCACACUGGAACAAGCAAUACAUCUGGCUGGUUUAGCUGUUCAGGCUGAUUUUGGAGACUAUGAUCAAUAUGAAUCUCAGGAGUUUCUGCAAAGAUUUGCUUUGUUUCCAGUGGGCUGGCUACAAGAAGAAAAAAUAUUGGAAGAAGCAACACAGAAAGUUGCCUUGCUACAUCAGAAGUACAGAGGCCUUACUCCUCCUGACGCGGAAAUGUUAUAUAUGCAAGAAGUAGAGAGAAUGGAGGGCUAUGGUGAAGAGACCUAUCCUGCAAAGGACAGCCAAGGAAGUGACAUAUUCAUUGGAGCAUGUCUUGAUGGUAUCUUUGUGAAACACAAAAAUGGUCGUCCUCCUGUUGUAUUUAGGUGGCAUGAUAUUGCCAACAUGUCCCACAACAAAUCCUUUUUCGCAUUAGAGCUGGCAAACAAAGAAGAGACAAUCCAAUUCCAAACUGAAGAUAUGGAAACAGCAAAAUAUGUGUGGAGGAUGUGUGUGGCUAGACACAAAUUUUACAGACUAAAUAAAUGCAGCCUAGACUCCCUGGACUCUCCACCUGAGGAGGGCUCUCAGAAAUCUUCCCUCAUUCUUUCCCUUCCACGCUUUCCAAUCCUUUCUCGUCCUUCACUUCCCAAAGGACAAACCCAGCCCGUUACAGUGAAUCCUGUUAGAAGGCGGUCUUCGUCCAGGAUGUCUAUGCCCAAGCCUCAGCCUUAUAUGAUGCCUCCACCACCUCAGCUGCAUUACAACGGUCAUUAUACUGAACCAUAUGCAUCCUCCCAAGAUAACCUCUUUGUGAGCAAUCAGAAUGGAUACUACUGUCACUCUCAGACUAGCUUGGAUAGAGCCCCUCAUGACUACAGUGGUCGGAUCCGCAAUGGUAGUGUCUAUAGUGCACAUAGCACAAACUCCUUGAACAAUCCACAACAUUACUUGCAGCCGUCCCCCAUGUCCUCUAACCCAAGCAUUACUGGAAGCGAUGUCCUCAGAACUGAUUAUGUCCCAUCACAUAGACACAGUGCACUAAUACCACCUUCUUAUCGUCCCACGCCAGACUAUGAAACUGUGAUGAGACAGCUCAACAGGGGAAUGGUGCACACAGAUAGGCAGAGUCAUUCAAUGAGAAAUCUUAACAUCAGCAAUUCAUAUGCUUACAGCAGGCCUGAUGCCUUAGUUUACAGCCAACCUGAAAUACGAGAACAUGCUCACAUCGCUUCCCCACAAUCUAACCAUUAUCCAUUUAACCUGAACUACAGUUUUCAUAGCCAAUCCCCCUAUCCGUAUCCUGCUGAAAAGCGCCCGGUUGUUGGGGCAGUCAGUGUGCCCGAGUUGACAAAUGUGCAGCUACAAGCUCAGGACUAUCCAGCACCAAAUAUAAUGAAGACCCAAGUCUAUCGACCACCUCCCCCAUACCCGUACCCAAGACCUGCAAAUAGUACUCCAGACCUUUCACGACAUAUCUACAUUAGCAACAGCAAUCCAGAUCUUAUCACAAGGCGAGUGCACCAUUCUGUCCAGACAUUUCAGGAAGACAGCCUACCGGUGGCACAUUCUCUGCAGGAAGUCAGUGAACCUCUAACAUCGGCACGCCAUGCUCAGCUGCAGAAAAGGAACAGUAUUGAAAUAGCAGGCUUGACUCCCAGCUUUGAAGGAAUAAGAAUUAAAGAGAGGACCAUGUCAGCUUCUGCAGCAGAUGUGGCUCUUCCAAGAGUUAUCUCAGAAGGGUCACAGUCCAACAUUCUGAUGGAGAGAACAAAGCAAAAAGAAAGUGAGCAAGAAGAAAGUGUGAACUGUGAUCAUAAGAAAACCCUUUCAGAUGCCACUAUGCUGAUUCACAGUAGCGAGGAAGAAGAAUUUGAAGAAGAAAACAAAGCUAGUACAAGUCUUUCUCCUCUCCCUGAAGAUCAAACCCAACUUCCAUCUGUUAUGGGGGGUUAUUCUCAUGAUUCAGUACUGAACUACCCUUACAGCUCUGUUGCUUCAUCUGCUGGCCCUUUGCAUAUUCUUGAACCUAAAUUACAUAUAACAGAGACAGAAAAGAGAAUGAAAGAUAUGAGCCCCGUUCAUUUACUAGUAGAAAGCCAGGUACAGAGAAGAGGGGAAGGACUGCUUACUCCAUCUAUGUCGGAAUCUGAUCUUACAACAUCAGGGAGAUACAGAAUAAGGAAAGAUUCAGUGAAGAAGAGACCUGUGUCCGAUCUUUUGUCUGGGAAGAAGAAUAUUGUGGAAGGCCUUCCCCCGCUAGGUGGUAUGAAAAAGAAUAAAAAUGAUGCAAAAAAAAUAGGGCCUCUAAAGCUAGCUGCCCUAAAUGGACUAGCUUUGACUAGAAUGCCUCUGCCAGAUGAGGGGAAGGAAGAAUCAACAAGAGCAACAAAUGAUGAACGGUGUAAAGUUCUGGAACAACGGUUAGAGCAGGGGAUGGUGUUUACUGAAUAUGAGCGCAUUCAGAAAAAAAGACUUAUAGAUGGCGAGUGCUCAAUAGCUCGGCUUCCUGAAAAUGCUGAAAGAAACCGGUUCCAGGACGUCCUUCCUUAUGAUGAUACCAGAGUAGAGCUAGUCCCAACCAAAGAAAAUAACACGGGUUACAUCAAUGCAUCUCAUAUCAAGAUCUCUGUUAGUGGCAUAGAGUGGGAUUACAUUGCUACACAGGGCCCUUUGCAGAAUACAUGUCAGGAUUUCUGGCAGAUGAUCUGGGAACAAGGGAUUGCCAUCAUAGCUAUGGUGACGGCAGAGGAAGAAAGCGGGCGAGAAAAAAGCUUCAGAUACUGGCCACGUCUUGGUUCAAGACACAACACUGUAACAUAUGGAAGAUUUAAGAUUACUACACGAUUCCGUACUGACUCAGGCUGCUAUGCAACUACGGGUUUGAAGAUUAAACAUCUUCUCACAGGACAGGAGAGAACAGUUUGGCAUCUGCAGUAUACUGACUGGCCAGAGCAUGGCUGUCCAGAGGAUUUAAAGGGAUUUCUCUCAUACUUGGAAGAGAUACAGUCAGUGCGGCGCCAUACGAACAGCACUGUGGAUCCUAAAAACUCUAAUCCUCCUGUACUGGUACAUUGCAGUGCAGGUGUAGGACGAACAGGAGUGGUCAUACUGUCAGAGAUCAUGAUCGCUUGCUUGGAACACAAUGAGAUGCUGGACAUCCCACGAGUGCUGGACAUGUUGAGGCAGCAGAGAAUGAUGAUGGUGCAGACUCUUUCGCAGUACACUUUCGUCUAUGGAGUUCUCAUACAGUUUCUCAAAAGUUCUAGACUUAUAUAAUCCCUGCCACUUCCUAAGGGACACUGCAAGAGUUUACAGAAAGAAAAUUAUAGUUGUCCAGGCAGACCUGCUCUCACUGGUGUUUUCUUCGUGUGAUGAAUCACACAGUUACCUUUUAGGGCUGGUGUGUGGCUGUGAAAUGCAAGUCAGUGUAACAGUCCCCGCAAAGCAGGAUCUUCGCUGGACUAAAUUCUUCCAUGUUCAGCUGCAGUCACAUUAGGGGAUGAUUUUACUUGUACUGGUCUGUAAUACUUGCAUACGUUCUUUAGAGUGGUGUUACUCUGGGCAAAAUAAGUAUCUUACGGAAUGGAAGUAUAUGGCACAAUUUUACUAACAUUAUGUUUUAAAGCAUAAUUGUUAACUGUGCGAAAGCUGAAAUCUGUAGAUGCACGUGGGGUGAGAAACCUGCUCCUUGGGAAUGUCAAGGUCUUAUGCAGUUUCAUUCUGCUUUCAAUUUUAUAUUUAGAACAAUACAUCUAUAUUUUUUAAAAUGAACUUUUGGUUUCCUCUGGUUUACUCAGCAAAAUUAGCAGCUCUUAGAUAUUUUAAGCUGUUGCUUUAAGGACGGUUAUUUUUAUAUUCAGCAUUUUUUAAUUAAAAAACAAAACAAAACACCACAACCCAAAACUUUUUAAACAGCAUAAUAUUUUCAGAGGAGAAGACUGACAACGUUUGAACUAACUUUUCAAAAAUCAUGCAGAAAGUAGAAGGGGAAGCUAUUGGUAGUUAGUUGUAGUGCCGUGUAAUAGAACUGACAAGUGAAAGAUGAUGUUAGCUGUUGAUAAGUUCCAUUUGAGCGGAGGCAUGUUUAUCUGCAACAAGCAGGGGAAAAAUAUUCUAAUUAUCUACAAGGUUAUUGGAAACAAAUGGACGAGAGAAAGUACAUAUUCAGUAUUAUUCAUAUAUUUAGAGGACAGUUUGAUUUUACUGGCUGAAAUCAAAGUGGAUGCAAAUGUUUUAAGCACUUUUUUUGCUCUGUUAUUUAUGUAGUUAAACAUAGAAACUAUAAUCAUGCAUUGUUUCAUAUGGUAAUAUACCAUUACUAACCUGUUAUUUUAGGAAGAGCCUUUUAAGUCAAUGAAGUGAGAGAACCAAAAUUGGAGUAAGAAGGUGCAUAGUGGCGGAGCGGAAAUGAUUGUAUGAAACAUAAUGGAGGAGGCGUGGCAGCUAGGAUUGCUGGUUUACACAGUGCAAAGAUGACCAUUAAAAAUGUUUAUGUUCCCAGUCAAGAAAGCCUUUAAAGCACUGGAAGUUUCUGUAGAAUACUCCAGAUUAUUUUGUCAGUACUAGAACAGAUUUUGCUAAUGCUGUGCAGCGUUGCAAUGAAGAAUAUCCACAGAAGCUGUUUGAGAACACCUGCAGAAUGUAAGAGCUCUUAGAGGUGACACUGGAGAUUUGGGUAUUUUAGUAGCUGUGUAGGUGGCUGAGUCAAUGGCUGUGGCAUGGACCUGAAGGUGAGUCGCACCUUUGGUAGUUUCCAUUUUGUCCCAUGGGUCUGGUCUAAUGACAGUAUCCCUAAAUAAUCCUCUGUGGUUUUCAAAUGGGGACAGUGUGGUUUUACCUGCCUUUUCAAGUGUUUUGAGAUGCUGAGUUGAAAAUCUCCAUUAAAAAGUGAGCUAUUAGUUUGUAGGUAUCUGGUUUAAUUUAAAAAAAAACCUGUGGUAGAUCAGUCUGCAGGCAUGUUUAAUGUCCAUUUCCCUUGAUACCUGCUUAGUGAAAUGAAAUGAGACUGAAAGUCAUUUUUAUCACUGGUGAAAUUAUGUUACUUUUCUGAGCUAUAACAAGGGUUUGAAAACUAUUAUGAAUAAUUAAAACCCUUUCAAAACAAUAAUUGUCUCCCAAAAUAUUAAUUAAGAAUAAUAAAUAGGUUGCCUCAGUUUCCUCUGUAAUAAGCUACUUCAACAAAAAAACCCACACGGUCCAAAGGACAUCGUGCUAAUAUGUCAUUCUAUGCAAAAUGUAUUACUUUAAAGUACACUGUAUUAAUCUAGUGCACUUGGUCUGCUUUCAGGCAGUCUGAAUUGUUCUACUCUCAGUAAAAGUAAGAUUGAAUAUUUCAGAUGGGGGGAAAAAAUGUUCUUUUUGUAACCAUAAGAUGCCUAGGAAGUAUUAACUGCCAAAUGUGAAACUGGAAGUCCGGAGGAAACCAGUUACUGAAGACUGAUUCUUUUAUAUAUAAAUCUUGCAAACAAACCAAUUUGACAUAUCUGUGUUAACAGAAGUAUUGAAAGAAACAAACAUACUUAGCUAUUUGUAUCAUGCUGUGUUUUAAAAACAUUGCUACUUUUUGCCACAGUUGACUUCUAUCUUCAGAAAUAUUUUUGAAUGCGAAGGUAUGCUCUAAAACGUAGCUUGUACCAUUUCCAUUUCUAGACUGUGAUCUUCAUAACCUGAUACAUGCAGCUUUUAAUGAAAUUAUAUACAACCACAACUUCAAGCAACAAUUUUUAGCUGGUCAGCAGUUACUGGGACAGAACAUCAGCUGUGAGGCAUUAAAAGGAGCAGUUAAAACAAGCAAUUUAAUCCAAAACUUAGGCGAUUGUCUGAGGUGGGUGAGGAAAUGUGUGUCUCUGGGCUUUCUUUUCUGUUUUGCUGAAAGAAGUUGUGUUCACUUUUAGAGGUGGUUGCUCUCCAAUCUGGUAGUCACAGGCUUGAUUUGUUUUUUUAAGCAUAACACUGCUACCUCCUCCACUUCAGCUUUCAGUUCUGUCCAUCACGAGUCCGUUUUUGCAUUAAUAGACUUGACCUUAGUAGACUUGACUUUAUGUGAGUUUUCCUACUGAAGAUAGCAGGAUUGCUUUUGUAUGUGAGCAUAUGGCUCCAAGUGAGCAUUGAAAAUGAGCAGUUUGUCUUCUAAAGAUACCAAACGAAAAUAAACCUCGCAACCACCUGUAACAAAAUUAAUUUUAAAACCAUUGUUUAGAUUUUCAGUUAACUUUUAGAAGAAAAUUCGGUUUUUAGCACUUUGUUCUGAGCCUUGAAAAGGGAUGCUUUUUUUACAUGUAGUUGCGCUGAGUGCUUCAUGAAGUGUUGGACAUUAUAAGAACAUCCACUGUCCAAAUCCAGUCACAGCGUGAGCCGGAAGUGGAUUUAUUUGUCAAAAGCUUAAAAUUCCACUAUAAGUCUGUCCAUUUUGCCAACUGUGCUUCUGUUUUUAUGGGGAUGAAACCAGAUUAUUAUGCAAGAUUUGAGCUGACUCUUUUUAAUAAGAAAAGUUGUAUGAAGACAUUCUUGCGGUAAAUGGCAAAGAUGAUGUUGAUUUCUAGGGAUGUCAGAGCUCUCAGGGAUAAAUAAAGGUGCUAUAUACUGUCAAGAGACAGAUUUGACUGUCUUUUGUGGGCUAGGUGGAAAAUGCUUUUUAGGAUCAAAUUCUAUGAAGAGUCAGGAGAAGAACCCACAAAUUGUAGUAAGGGCUUCUGCACGUUUGAUUUCUUUCUUGGUUGCUCUGAUGAGAGAUUUUUUGGCCAGUGAAUCGUAGUCUUGGGCUAGGAGCUCUUCUCUAAGAACGUAAGUCAGAGCCCUGUUCGUUGCAAAGAUGUCACUGACUUAGCAGGCUCAGCUGUAGGCUGCAAAUCGCUCCUCGCCUCGUUCUGUGAGGGAGAAGCUCCAUGGUACGCAGGGGAGUUUUGCACAGCUUUUCUGCAGCCUGCACAGCAGUGCUCUCCUUUUUCUGCUGUCCCCCAUGAAGAGCAGGAAAAGUUUUAUGCCUUAGUAUUGCUCUCAUUGUGAUACCUUUUGCACAAGUGAACGGUAAAAACGAGUGGAGGGUGCUAUAGUUUAUAUCUAGAAAUACACUUCAUUCAAAGCAGGAGAGCAAGGCAGAGUUCCUACAAUUUCUGUGGAUGAAAAGCUGCUCUAAGUUAUCAUCAACAUUUAGAAAAAAAAGUAAAAUAAAGUAAUAAAAAAUAAAAGUAAAAUAAAUGUGUACUAAAAUGGAAAAAAUUCUUGGCGUUUUCAGAAAUGUAUUUUGGGCUCCUCUGUGUAUCUUUUUUUGAAGUGGAUGACAUUUGGAGCAAUUUUAUACAAAAAUAGCUUCUUAAAUUUAAUAAGUAAAACUACCUGAGGCUGCUGCUACAUUUUUCUUGUUGGAGCAGCUGUUAAAGUUGAGUGGCUCAUAGAUUUCAGUGGCCUCUGGACCAAACUUGGGAACUGCAGGGUCGUUUAUCAUACAAGCUAGCUGUGUGAUGAGACCUCAGUUUUAAUACCGGUAGCGUUACUAAAACCCUGGACUUAAAAAAUAGCGAACUCAUUACUAUAUUUCAAUAGUUAGUUCAAAUUAUCAAUUUAAAAGAAACAACACUUCAAUUGCUAAGAACUCUGCACUUCAGAGUGUAGUGUUUGGGUUUUUUUUCUUUUCAAUACUGCAAAGUCAUGCAAAGCCAGAGUCCAGUCCUGCAAGAUGCAAAAUUCCUGCAGUUCUUCCUGAUACUGUAGGAAUUAAAAUGGGCUUAUUGCCAAUGAAAGCUUGAGCCCUUAAAGCAUGAAUACUCACUUUAAAUUGCUUUAAAUUUAAAUACAGAUUAAAAGAAUUAACCAAAAGAAUGCAGCAGGAAUGUGCAUACAUGGAGCUACAGCAUUCAAAGGAAAAGUAGCUGAGAUAGUUCGGAAGAAAUUCUCUUGUGAAAGCACAAAAUGCUGGAAGUAGAGAGUGAGGAUUUGAGGAAUGGCUGAAGGCAUUUGGAGGAGGAUUUGGAACGUUUUGUAUCCCCAGUAGAGCUGCUAGAAGGGUUUGAUUCAUAUGGUAUGUUUUUCAUGCUGUGCUAGGGUAACUGAGUAUGUAGUCAUAGGUGUUAUUUUUACUGGCUUUUUAAAAUGGGAUUUUUGAAACUCCAAAUAUUUUUUUCAGAGGCUGUGUUAUUUUUACAUAUCUUCCUUUCCAAAUGUAUUUAAUGCAAUCUGUCAGAUCAGUUUCUGUUUACUUGCUAAAGAUCAGAUUUUUCAAAGCAUGGUCUCUGGUUUUACACAUGCAAAAUGCAGGGGGAAUAGGCAUACAUGCAAUUUUGCAGUGAUAAUUUCUAAUGGAUGCAGGUUAGAUGAUUUGAAAGUCUAAAUACUUAAUGAAUGUAGCCAGGUGUUUACAGUAGGUGUGAAUUGCACCAGGUUAAGGCUGGGCUGAAAAUCAGGCCCUUGAAAUGUGGAGUUUAACAUGUGCUUAGAAAUUAUGUUGCAGUGCAGCAUUUGCAAUACAGUGAUAUUAAAACAAUGUAAUACUGUGCUAAGGUAAGGGAAAAAAUCUUAAACUUUUAACAGCUGUUGCAAACAUGUCUGUAAAAAAAAAAAAAAAAAAAAAAAAAAAAAAAAAAGAUCCUGUUGGGGACCAGCUACCUUGGUGUAUUCUGUUGGCAUCACACGUGUUACUUUAAGGUCUACAGGAGCUGAAAAAAAAAGGAUUUAACUUCAAUGAGCAUUUAAAAAAACAGUUGCUAAAUGGCCUUUGGUUCUAUUCUUUGCUAUUUUCCACACGAUGCUGCAUUCAGUGGUGAAGAAUAACCUCCAGUGUAUUUGUUCUUUAGAAGUCCAUUCUUCAGCUCUAAUUAGGGAACGAAGACAGAAAUCAAAUGCAAAGAAUCUUAUGAAUAGAGUUUACAACAGAUCCAGCCUGUGGCAAGUUAGAGAGCAAGUCCGUAGAUACCGUAACGUUAUUUUGGUUCAGAUAUGCGGCAAUCAAAACUACCAAAUUAUUAAUUUUAUGAGCACAGUUUCAGAAGGUGCCUAACUUUUAUAAAGGGAAUUUAAAUGCUGUUUUUCCAUUUGGAAAUAUUUAGGUAAAAUUAGGAGACUUUUAAAAUACUUUAAAGACUUUGCAAAUGCCAUUAAUUUUUAGAACGGUAGGAAACUUGAUGGGGAAAACCCAUGUAAAAUCCUCCAGUCUGUCACCGUGCUAAUCCUGGAUAAUUCUGACAGACAAGGUGUAUGUGCUCUUUACAAAGAUACUUUCUUAAAUUGCUUUGAAAUACCCAACAUACCUGUCCUCUUUAUGGCUGAUCUGGGGGGACUUGGAUGGAAAUUUUAGAGGCUUGACCUGGCGAAUCAGUCAGUCUGCACACUCCUGCACAUUGCUGAAAUCUCUUCAUUCCGUUAAAGCAAAUGGGUGUUUGAAGUCCUUUCAGCAGUUUUGUAGGAUUGAGUCCUUAAUGUCAGAGGAAUGCAGGAUCUGGCUCCAUUUUCUUUUAUUUUCAUUUGAGCCAGUAUGCAAGGAUUUAAAUGGGACUUCGUUUAAACAGUAGCAAACACGAAGUAUUAUUUUCUAGUACUAAGCUAGUGGUAACAUGUCUGUUUUUGCUGUCUUGCCACCAAUACUGUAAAAAUGUAUAAUCAAAACAGCUUUAAUUCUUGUAAAACUGAAAUUGGUUUGUAAAACAAUGUACAAAUUGUGUUUCAUAGACAGAAAAGCUUGUAUUACUGAAUGUAAUAUAUGUGAAAUGAAUAUAUUAUAGUCUAUUUUUGCCAUGGAAAUAAAUAUUUGAAGCAAC